AUGGCUUCUCAAAGGGAUGAGCGUGAGACGGAGGUGCCUGCAGGAGGGGAUGAAAAAAAUCCGCCAAAGCGUAUUUGUACAGGUGGAAACAAAGAUGGCGAAAAGGACAUGCAAAAAACAAUUGAGUUAAAGCGCCUGGAAAUGUCGACAAGGAAGAAUCGCGAGUUACUUAAUGACUUCCUUGCCGUGAUGCUGUCAUAUAGGAAAUGGGACUUGGCUAGUCCACCAGAGAAAUCGCCUUCAGGUACUGGUAGUGACGGAGCAGAUGAUAAUCGAUCCGCCAAUGACUCCAAGGAUGAAUGCCCUUUCUCAUGA
Messenger RNA from Babesia ovata, 315 nucleotides. Its product is annotated as WD repeat, putative. Lineage: Eukaryota; Apicomplexa; Aconoidasida; Piroplasmida; Babesiidae. The transcript has a single exon. The coding region runs from base 1 to 315 and encodes 104 amino acids. The record is from RefSeq and is a predicted model, not a curated record.